Cygnus olor (mute swan) is the source of this 4461-nucleotide messenger RNA. It is a transcript of the gene TRIM33, whose product is annotated as tripartite motif containing 33. Gene Ontology annotation, molecular function: protein binding; zinc ion binding. The transcript is spliced from 20 exons. The record is from RefSeq and is a predicted model, not a curated record. Bases 17 to 3301 code for a protein of 1094 amino acids. NCBI's taxonomy places the organism in Eukaryota, Metazoa, Chordata, Aves, Anseriformes, Anatidae.
GUUCAAAGGAGGAAACAUGGCGGAAAACAAAGGAGGCGGCGGCGGCGGCGAUGGGGCUGCCGAGGCCGGGCCGGGCGGCGGCUGCGGCCCGGAGCCCGUGGCCGCGUCCCCCUCCGGCGCCGCCCCGCCCGCGCCCGCCGCCGCGCCCCCCGAGGAGCGGGAGAGCCCGGGCGCGGCGGCGGCGGCGGAGCGCGCUCUCGGGGAGGCCGAGGCCGAGGCGGCGGCGGGGCCCGGCGCGGUUCCGGGCCCGGGCCCGGGCCCCAGCCCCCUGCCCCCGCUGACGCCGGCGGCGCCCGGGCCCUUCUCGCUGCUGGACACCUGCGCCGUGUGCGCGCAGAGCCUGCAGAGCCGGCGCGAGGCCGAGCCCAAGCUGCUGCCCUGCCUGCACUCCUUCUGCCGCCGCUGCCUGCCCGAGCCCGAGCGGCAGCUCAGCGUGCCCGUGCCCGGCGGCGCCAACGGCGACAUCCAGCAAGUUGGUGUAAUCAGAUGUCCGAUAUGCCGCCAAGAAUGCAGACAGAUAGAUCUGGUGGAUAACUACUUUGUAAAAGACACAUCAGAAACACCGAGCAGCUCUGAUGAGAAAUCAGAACAGGUGUGCACAAGCUGUGAAGAUAAUGCUAGUGCUGUAGGAUUUUGUGUAGAAUGUGGGGAAUGGUUGUGCAAGACCUGCAUAGAAGCUCAUCAGCGAGUAAAAUUUACUAAAGAUCAUAUGAUCAGAAAAAAAGAGGAUGUAUCUUCAGAGGCCGUGGGAGCAUCUGGUCAACGUCCUGUUUUCUGUCCUGUCCACAAACAAGAGCAGUUAAAACUUUUCUGUGAAACAUGUGACAGGCUGACAUGCAGAGACUGUCAGUUACUGGAACACAAAGAACACAGGUAUCAGUUUCUAGAAGAAGCUUUCCAGAACCAGAAGGGUGCAAUCGAGAACCUGUUGGCCAAACUUCUUGAGAAGAAAAAUUAUGUAAAUUUUGCAGCUACCCAAGUUCAGAACAGGAUAAAAGAAGUAAAUGAAACUAACAAACGAGUAGAACAGGAAAUCAAAGUGGCCAUAUUCACGCUCAUCAAUGAAAUCAAUAAAAAGGGAAAAUCUCUCUUACAGCACCUUGAGAAUGUAACAAAGGAGAGACAGAUGAAGUUAAUACAACAACAGAAUGACAUCACCGGCCUUUCACGACAAGUGAAGCAUGUGAUGAACUUUACUAAUUGGGCUAUUGCAAGUGGCAGCAGUACUGCUUUACUGUACAGUAAACGACUGAUAACAUUCCAGUUACGUCAUAUUUUAAAGGCACGUUGCGAUCCUGUCCCAGCUGCCAAUGGAGCAAUACGGUUCCAUUGUGACCCUACAUUCUGGGCAAAGAAUGUCGUCAAUUUAGGUAACCUUGUUAUUGAAAAUAAACCAACUCCUAGUUACACUCCCAAUGUAGUGGUUGGACAAGCUCCUCCAGGAACAAACCACGUCAGCAAAACUCCAGGACAAAUCAAUCUAGCACAGCUUCGACUUCAACAUAUGCAGCAACAGGUGUAUGCACAAAAACAUCAGCAACUGCAGCAGAUGAGGAUGGGACAGCCAUCUGGGUCAGUUCCCAGACAGACAGGUCCUCAAAUCUUACAGCAGCAGCCUCCCAGGUUGAUCAGCAUGCAGACCAUGCAGAGGGGUAACAUGAACUGUGGGGCUUUCCAAGCACAUCAGAUGAGAAUGGCUCAGAAUGCUGCUCGUAUACCAGGAAUACCACGCCACAAUGGACCACAAUACUCCAUGAUGCAACCUCACCUUCAAAGACAACAUUCUAACCCGGGACAUGCGGGGCCUUUUCCAGUUGUUUCUGUGCACAACAACACUAUUAAUCCAACUAGUCCCACUACUGCAACAAUGGCAAGUGCAAACCGUGGUCCAACAAGUCCAUCUGUUACAGCAAUUGAACUCAUUCCUUCUGUAACAAAUCCGGAGAAUUUACCUUCCCUGCCAGAUAUCCCACCCAUCCAGCUUGAAGAUGCUGGUUCAAGUAGUUUGGAUAACCUUUUAAGUAGAUAUAUCACAGGCAGCCACCUACCCCCGCAACCUACAAGUACAAUGAAUCCCUCCCCAGGGCCUUCAGCUCUGUCUCCAGGGUCAUCAGGCUUAUCCAACUCCCACACUCCUGUGAGGCCACCUAGUACCUCCAGCACAGGUAGCAGAGGAAGCUGUGGCUCCUCGGGCAGAACAGCUGAGAAAACUAGUGUUAACUUCAAGUCUGACCAAGUGAAAGUCAAGCAAGAACCAGGGACAGAGGAAGAGAUAUGCAGUUUCUCAGGCACAGUAAAACAGGAGAAAACCGAGGAUGGCAGAAGGAGUGCUUGCAUGCUUAGCAGUCCUGAGAGCAGCUUGACACCACCACUAUCCACUAACUUGCAUCUGGAGAGUGAGUUGGAAGCAUUAGGAAGUCUCGAAAACCAUGUAAAAACCGAGCCAGGAGAUUUAAGUGAAAGUUGCAAGCAGUCUGGACAUAGCCUUCUAAAUGGAAAAUCCCCAAUGCGGAGUCUAAUGCAUCGAUCAGCUAGAAUUGGAGGAGAAGGCAAUAAUAAAGAUGAUGAUCCAAAUGAAGACUGGUGUGCAGUAUGCCAAAAUGGAGGGGAUCUGUUAUGUUGUGAAAAGUGCCCCAAAGUGUUUCAUCUAACUUGUCAUGUACCAACACUCCUCAGCUUUCCAAGUGGAGAGUGGAUAUGUACAUUCUGCAGAGAUCUAAGCAAACCAGAAGUAGAAUAUGAUUGUGACAAUUCGCAACACAGCAAGAAAGGGAAAACAGCACAAGGCCUGAGUCCUGUGGACCAAAGGAAAUGUGAACGUCUCCUGCUUUACCUGUAUUGUCAUGAACUGAGCAUUGAAUUUCAAGAGCCAGUCCCAGCCUCGAUACCAAACUACUAUAAAAUUAUAAAGAAACCCAUGGAUUUAUCUACAGUUAAAAAGAAACUGCAAAAGAAGCAUUCCCAACAUUACCAGACUCCUGAGGAUUUUGUGGCAGAUGUCCGGUUGAUCUUCAAGAACUGUGAAAGGUUUAAUGAAAUGAUGAAAGUUGUUCAAGUUUAUGCAGAAACACAAGAGAUUAAUUUGAAGGCUGAUUCAGAAGUAGCACAGGCAGGGAAGGCAGUUGCAUUAUACUUUGAAGAUAAACUUACAGAGAUCUACCCAGACAGGACCUUCCAGCCUUUGCCUGAAUUUGAGCAGGAAGAGGAUGAUGGUGAAAUAACUGAGGACUCCGAUGAAGAUUUUAUACAACCACGUAGAAAACGCCUAAAAUCAGAUGAGAGACCAGUGCAUAUAAAGUAAUCUAAUUAUAUGGACCUUAAAUUUAUUGUAAAAACUGUUACUUAAGUGUUUCUGGAAUAUUACCAUGCCUACAGUGGCCAUCUUGAAGAAGCUGGUAGCUUUUUAAACAGUAUUAGACUACAAAAAAAAAAUAAACCACACUUGUACAGAAAGGCAUCAAAAGGGGAAAAACUGUAUCGUGAAUUUUUGGUGUUUUUUUUUUCCUUGAUUAUUUUGUUUCCUUUUUUUUUUCCUGAUGGAGGGGACAUGCUCAUCCUGGUCUCAGAUAGAGGUGAAUGAAUGUUGAAGAGAAGCAGAUUUGAUAAAGAGAUUUUCCAUGUACAGAUGAGACUGCUUAGUAAAAUGUUCUGCAGGACUGGACCAAUACAGUUACUGUAUCUUAUUUUCAUGCUGAACUACAGUGUAAACUGUAAGCAACGUUCCUGAAAUCCCCUUUGUGUGAACCUAAGUGUGUGUUGGGUCAUUGCUUUUAUCAUCUCAUUUAAGUGGUAUUGUGAAUAACUGAUCUUCUGUGUUGAUCCAGUUACCUAAAUUUGACUUUCUUUACUACAUUUUAUGUAUAGCAAAAGAAAAAAAAUCAUUAAACUGUUCUGAAUUGGCAAGCGCAGGAGUGUGAGUUCUUGACAGGUGCAAGACUAAACUGGCUGUUGCAACAAUUGCUUUUUAGUAAGCCUAGGUGUAUUUAUUACAAAUCCUGUACACAGAACGUUUUAAUAGCAUUCGUGGCACAAGUCCUCAUGUUAUAUCAUCUGUCCCUGAUCUCCCUAAUGAGGCAGAAUGUUAUUAUCUUCAGUAUUUGUUACAAAUUUUCUGUACUUGAAGAGGUAAUAAAUAACUGGUUGGGGUGUUUUUCCAGUCUUCCUAAAUAUCAGUUUCUAAUAGACCACUUGGCAAACAAUAACCUAGUAACUACCAAAUGUGUAAAAUUUCCUGUAUUCACUUUGUCUUAUUUGUAAAUAGUGAACUGAGAUUUCUUGCAGGUCAGCAACAUUUGCUGAACUGUUUUUAAGCUAAUAUGUAUUCUUAUUAAUUGUUCCUAUCAAGAAAAGAUUUGUAAUAUAUGCUAUUUCUAACAUUGCAUUAAUUUUGAGGUUCUAUCUUACUUUUUAUUAGAGUACUACUCAGAACUUUCUUCAGAAACAACUUGUGAGCAAAAUGUC